AUGUCAACAGAGCUAUCCGAUGAGCUACAAAACGAGCAAGAGGAAAGACGGGAAUAUGUGAAGAAUAUUGGAAUCGAGUAUAGAUUUGGAUGCUACGAGGAAAAACGACCCGAUUCUUGUCAAUUGCUAGGUGAAUAUAUGGAGGCCAUUGAACAAAAUUUUAAGUCAGCGCUAUCUCUUUUUCGGCAAAAUUGCGAAGAACGAAAAUAUCCAAAAAGCUGCUACAAAUAUGCAAUGUAUUUAUUAGCAGGAAAAGAAUGUGAACCCGAUUUGAAAAAGAUGAUUCGUCCACUUGAAAUAGCCUGUGAUGCCAAUAUCAACAAAGGAUGCAGAUAUUUAUCUUUGGUGCACUGGAAUGGAGAAAAAGAUCGACCUGCGAAUAGCAAAUUGGCUGAAAAGUUUAUGGCUAAGGCUUGCGAAUUGGAAGACGGGGAGGCUUGCUGGUUAUUGUCAACGUGGUACAUGGGCAGGGAAGAAAAAUUCGUCAACGCAAAGAAAGGAAAAGAGGAUUCAAAAGCCGAUCUCGGAACACUUGCUCGUAACAUGUCGAAGGCUCUAUACUAUGGAAUUAAAGCUUGUGAACUAAAUAUUCCCUAUAGUUGUGCAAAUGUAGCAAGGAUGUACAAAAUCGGAGACGGUAUCGAAAAAGAUGAGACGAAGGGAAAAGAAUUCGCAGAAAAGGCGGGUGAAAUAAUGAAAAACAUGCAGUCGAAAGAGAAUGUGUCACCUGGAUUUACUGCU
This is a messenger RNA of Mesorhabditis belari, 741 nucleotides long. NCBI's taxonomy places the organism in Eukaryota, Metazoa, Nematoda, Chromadorea, Rhabditida, Rhabditidae. The record is from the annotation of a GenBank genome assembly.